AUGUCGACGACUAGUACGAUGAAGGCGCUGAAUUAUCUCGGUCCUUUCCAGGUCCGAGUUGAGGAGGUUGACAAGCCUAAAUUGGAGCAUCCGGAUGAUAUCAUUGUUAAAGUCACUACUGCUGCGAUCUGCGGUUCGGACUUACACAUGUACGAAGGCAGAACUGCUGCUGAGCCGGGCAUAACAUUUGGCCACGAAAACAUGGGCAUCGUCGAAGAAAUGGGCGACGGAGUGACGUUAUUGAAAAAAGGCGAUCGCGUCGUCAUGCCGUUUAAUGUUGCCGAUGGCCGGUGUCGCAAUUGCGAGGAAGGAAGAACGGCCUUUUGUACUGGUGUCAAUCCCGGAUUUGCUGGUGGUGCUUAUGGCUAUGUUGCCAUGGGGCCAUACCGUGGAGGCCAGGCGCAGUACAUCCGUGUUCCUUAUGCGGACUUCAAUGCUCUGAAACUGCCCCAGGGCACAGAGCAUGAAGCCGAUUUUGUUCUUCUUGCAGACAUUUUCCCAACCGGCUGGCAUGGGGUGGAAAUUUCCCGCUUCCAAGCAGGCGAGAGCAUUGCCGUGUUCGGCGCAGGCCCCGUCGGCUUGAUGGCCGCUUACUCGGCAGCUCUGCGCGGAGCAUCCAACAUCUACGUGGUCGACCGAGUCGCUGAGCGAUUAACGGCCGCCGAGAAGAUUGGCUGCAUUGCAAUUGAUUUUACCAAGGGAGAUGCCGUUGACCAGAUAAUUAGCCACAACGGUGGAAUGGUCGACCGCUCGGUCGAUGCUGUGGGCUACCAGGCUGUCGACCCCAACGGAUCCUCAGAAAAGCCGAACAUUGUGCUCGAGAAUAUGAUCCGUGUGACUCGUGCGUGUGGUGGGAUGGGGAUUCCGGGACUUUACGUGCCUAGCGAUCCUGGUGCCUCGGAUGCAGCAUCCGCAAAUGGAAUGAUCAGUCUCAGUUUUGGAAAGCUCUUUGAGAAGGGCCUCUCUCUCGGCACCGGUCAGUGCAAUGUCAAGUCGUAUAACCGAUACCUUCGAGACAUGAUCGUCGCGGGCAAGGCAAAGCCGAGCUUUGUUAUCUCACAUGAGAUCGGCCUGGCCGAUGCGGAGGUCGCGUAUGAGAAGUUUGACAAGAGAGAAGACGGGUACACCAAAGUGAUUAUCCAUCCGAACGGGGGCUUUGAUUAA
This is a messenger RNA of Penicillium alfredii, 1164 nucleotides long. RefSeq names its product glutathione-independent formaldehyde dehydrogenase. Gene Ontology annotation, molecular function: zinc ion binding; oxidoreductase activity. NCBI's taxonomy places the organism in Eukaryota, Fungi, Ascomycota, Eurotiomycetes, Eurotiales, Aspergillaceae. Bases 1 to 1164 code for a protein of 387 amino acids. The record is from RefSeq and is a predicted model, not a curated record. The transcript is spliced from 10 exons.